Molecule: messenger RNA, 3591 nt
Organism: Magnolia sinica
Lineage: Eukaryota; Viridiplantae; Streptophyta; Magnoliopsida; Magnoliales; Magnoliaceae
Product: receptor-like protein 7
Exons: 2
Coding region: 3-3107 (1034 amino acids)
Molecular function (GO): protein binding
Source: RefSeq, a predicted model, not a curated record
CAAUGGCUCUCAUCUCUUCAAAAAACCCAUCAUUUCUCAUCUUCUUCGUUAUCUUGUUUUCCUUCCUUCUCCCAUCUUCUGUCUUUGCAACUACUCAAAAAUGCAUUCAAGAACACUUCUCUGCCUUACUUCACUUAAAGAAUGGCUUUCACUUCUCUUCCUACAGCCUCUCUACUCUCUCCUCAUGGAAUUCAAACAAUACCGAUUGCUGCUCUUGGGAAGGCAUCACGUGUGAUGGAGCAACUGGUCACGUCGUCACACUCGACCUCAGUAGACUGGGUAUCUCUGGUCGGAUUGAUUCUGAAAGCCUCUUUAGGCUUCGGAGCCUCCAGACGCUCAACCUCGCUUACAAUGCGUUUGCUGCCUCUCCAAUCCCUCCUGGGUUUGACCAGCUCACCAGUUUGACCCAUCUCAACCUCUCUUCUUUGAGAUUCUAUGGCCAAAUCCCGCUGGAAAUCUCCCGCUUGACCAGUUUGGUUUCUCUUGAUCUUUCUUACACUUACUAUAGAAAUGAUUCUAGAAUUCUACCCUUGAAACUCGAAAACCCAAACAUUGGAAUACUCGUCCAAAACCUGUCGAGUCUGAGAGAACUGUAUCUCUUCCGUAUAAAUAUCUCAGUGCAGGGAAGUGAGUGGGGCCCAGCCUUAUUCUUGUCACUCCCUCGUCUCCGCAAGUUAAGGUUACUAGCUUGUGACCUGUCAGGCUCCAUCUAUUCUCCCCUUUCACAGCUCCAUUUCUUAUCUGAACUCGACCUCAGCUAUAACAAUCUCUCCUCUGCAGUGCCCAGCUUCCCAGGGAGUCUCCGCAAGUUGAUCUUACGGGCGUGUGGUCUUUCAGGCUCUAUCUAUUCUUCCCUUUCACAGCUCCAUUUCUUAUCUGAACUCGACCUACUUGGAAACAAUCUCUCCUCCACAGUGCCCAGCUUCCCAGGGAGUCUCCGCAAGUUGAUCUUAUAUAAUUGUGGUCUUUCAGGCUCCAUCUAUUCUUCCCUUUCACAGCUCCAUUUCUUAUCUGAACUUGACCUCGGUCAAAACAAUCUCUCUUCUGUGCUGCCCAACUUCAUAGGGAACUUUUCUUCUGUAACGGUACUAGGCCUUGAAAAUUGCAGCCUGUCUGGAUCCUUACCAUCCUUCCUUGUGAACCUCAGCAAACUAGAGCACCUGGAUCUUUCAUUCAAUAGUUUCAGCGGCCCAAUUCCUUCUUCUUAUGGAAACCAGCUUCUUAAUCUCAAAAAGAUCAUCUUGUGGAAUAAUUUGCUUAAUGGGACCAUUCCGUCAUCAUUGUUUUCACUCCCAUCAUUACAGUACCUGGAUCUUGAAGGUAACAAGCUGGGUGGUCGGCUUGACAUUAUCUACAAUGCCUCCUCUACACAGUUGGAGGUCAUUUUUUUGAAUCGCAACAACUUUCAGGGAAUGGUGCCAAGCUUUAUCUUUAAAUUUAUGAAGCUUAGAAUCAUUUACCUUUCUUUCAACAAUUUCAGCGGUGUUGUGGAGCUAGAAUCAUUUCAAAAAUUCGUGAACCUCUCAUCUCUUGAUCUUUCAGAAAACAAUCUGUCAGUCAAAGACGGUGGUGGUAACUCCAACUUUAUCUCCUUCCCCCAAAUCAGAUCACUAUCCUUGCGUUCUUGUAACAUUAGCAAAUUUCCAAAUUUCUUACGAAAUCAAGAUAUGAUGGGAGAGCUAGAUCUUUCAAACAAUAGAAUCAGUGGUGAAAUACCCAAAUGGAUAUGGAAGGUUGGGAGUGGGACUUUAGUUUAUUUAAAUCUUUCUCGCAAUGCUCUGCAGAGAAUAGAACCACCAUUUCUCCAUGUUUCGUUCAGUGACCGGGUUGCUCUUGACCUUAGCUUUAACAAGCUAGAAGGCUCACUUCCGAUCCCGCCACCCUCAACUUCUUUCUUCUCUCUUUCAAACAAUAGUUUUAGUGGUGAAAUCCCUGUGUCAAUUUGCAACACAACAUCCCUUGAAGCCCUCGAUCUAUCCAGAAACCGGUUCAGUGGUUGGAUUCCACAAUGUCUUGGUGAAGUCAGUGAUGGCCUCAAGGUGCUAAAUCUCCAAGGGAAUGCAUUUAGCGGAACAUUGCUUCAAACAUUCAAAAAGGGAUGCAAUCUGCAAACAGUUGAUCUUAGCGAAAAUCAAUUAGAAGGCCAAGUGCCGAGGUCUUUGGCUAAUUGUACAAUGUUGGAGGUAUUAAAUCUUGGAAACAAUCAAAUAAGUGAUGCCUUCCCUUCAUGGGUGGAAGCUUUGUCCCAGCUGCGUGUUCUUGUCUUGAAAUCUAACAAAUUUCAUGGCCGAAUCAUACUUCCACAAUCAAAUCAGAGCUUUCCAAUGUUGCAGAUCAUUGACCUCUCUUCUAAUAGGUUCACGGGUGUUUUGCCAUCAAAUAUUUUUCUGAGCUGGAAGGCAAUGAUAGUGGAGGACAAAUCUCAAUCCAAGUUCCUUGGUAGAAGCCUAAAUUCAUCACGGGGUGAGGUAUACUAUCAAGACACGGUGACAGUUGUGAUCAAAGGAUUAGAAAGGGAAUUGACAAAGAUCCUAACUAUCUUCACAGCAAUUGAUCUGUCCAACAACUCUUUUCAGGGGGAUAUUCCAGAAUCUAUAAGGAUUCUCAAGUCGCUUCGUCUGCUCAAUUUAUCAGGCAAUGGUUUCACAGGCCAAAUUCCAACAUCACUUGAGAACCUAAGGGUGCUCGAGUCGUUGGAUCUCUCACGGAACAAUAUCUCAGGGGAGAUUCCUUGGCAGCUGACAAAGUUAACGUUCCUCUCCAUGUUGAACCUUUCACAGAACCAGCUCGUGGGAAGCAUACCACAAAUUAAACAGUUUUCCACAUUCACAGAUAACUCCUUCGAAGGAAAUUUGGGAUUAUGUGGACCUCCGCUAUUGAGAAAAUGCAUUUCAACACCAUCAGUAAUGCUGACUUUUGAAGAAACAGCUUCAGAACUGGAUUGGAAAUUCAUGUGGAUCGGAUUUGGAGUCGGAUAUGGAGUAGGAAUGGGAGUUCUUUGCUGGACCCUGACAUUAUGGGCAACUGGAAGGAAAGAAUACAAUAAAUUUAUAGAUAGGAUGUUUCUGUUGAUUUUUUCCUCUACAAUAUUUUCUUUAAAGCGAUGACUGUAAAUAGAUUUGGAGUCGGGUAUGGAGUAAUGAAUGGUGUGGAAAACAUGGUUUACAGAUCGAGAAGUGUGCUUCCUUGGGAGGUGAAGGGGCUGCUGACUUUGGAUAAUGCGGUCUUGGGUUUGGUCUCUGUUUUUUUUUUUUUUUUUUUUUUUUUUGGCUGGGGUUUCUCCCUGUAGUAGCUUUGUCGUGGUUUGUAGUUUUGGUUUGUUUGGGAUGAUUGGUUUUCGUCUGACGAGUUCUCUGGGCUUGAUUAGGCAGUCCAAUAGACGUGGUUUUGUAAGUGUUAUCUUUAGUUUGUAGCGUCCGGUCUGUUUUGUGAAGGUGGCUCAUGGAUGCAGCUCUUGGUUAGGUUGCAUGCUAAGAUCGCUGAAGGUUCAUCACAGUUAGGUUGCUUUCAGGGCUCUUCAUGGCUCAUGACUUGUUGGAGAAAUGUUCAGGUACGCAGGGCAUUUGAUUGUGGUGGUUGGAUUUGUUUGUU